AUGGGCUCAGACGCCGUCGGCUCGGGCGAGCUGGCGCGACAGUCGGGAAUGCGGCGAAAGUGGAAGAGCCGCUACUACACGCUCGAUCCGGGCGCGGGUGUGAUGUACGAGCACGCGGCCAUGCCUGGGAGCGACCUGGACGCUCCACCGCCCAAGGCGCUCAAGCUUGCGCUCUACGCCUCGGUGGCCGGCGGCUCGAUGAAGGGCGCGCCAUAUGCGCUGCGGCUGGCCAAGGGCGACGGUUCGGACGGUGCGCUCGUCUUCUCAGCACCGUCCGAGGCCGAUCGCGACGCCUGGGUGCUGGCGCUGGGCAAGGCCAUGGGUCUUGUCGACCCGUCAGUCGGCGCCAAGGCCGCACCGGGUGAGGGCGUGGUUCUCGAGCCUGAGGAGGUUGGCGCCUGGUCUGUCGAUGAGACUGCCGCCUGGAUGCGUGCUGCGGGCCUCUCCAAGUACGUCGCUUUUUUCCGCUCGCACGGCCUCGACGGGCUUGCACUGAUGCAGCUCACCGAGGCAAAGCUCAAGGCCAUGGGCGCCGACGUGCUCUCGAUCAAGGACAUCCGCAAGAUCAUGGGCUACCAUGGCAAGCUCAUCGGCGCCCUGGGCACAGGCACUCCGCUCCCGGUCCGCCUCACCACCGGCGUCGAAAAGGCCAAGCGCGGCCAGUCGGGCUCCAAGCGCGUCCGCGACCGCGGCGGUGCUCCGGCCACAGACGCCUCUCGCAGGCACCGCCGUGGCCGCAAGCACCGUGGUCGCGACUCGUCCGCCCGCUUCAACAUCGUCUUUGAGGGCGACGAGCACGACGCCUCCGCCAACGUGGCUGACACCGCUGCUGGCGCAGACUCUCUGGACGCCGCUGGCAGCGACGCGCUCAUCGCCGGCGCUCCCGACUCGUCGAGCGCCGACAGCAGCUCAGGCGCAUCCUCAAAUGCCAAGGCCAAGGCCAAGGCUAAGGCCAAAGCCAAAGCCAAGGCCAAGGCCAAGGCCAAAGCCAAAAAGGACAAGGCCAAGAAGAAGAAGGACAAGAAGAAGGACAAGAAGAAGAAGAAGGGCAAGCUGCAAGAGACCUCUUCAUCAGAUUCUGGAUCGGCGUCUUGCUCCGAGCCCGGCCUGGCGCCCAAGCCUGCUUCUGCUUCUGCUCCUGCUGUCGAAGCAGCAGCAGGAACUGGGCCUGCCGGCGAAGUGCUCGUCAACACAGUCACCUACACCGAAGCUGUAGCCUCGCUCGACGAGGUUACCGACCGUAUGGCGCACGCCCACCUCAUACAGGCCGGCACCGGCGCCCGCCCCCAAGAACAGGCUCACGUCGACCCACGCAUUGAGCAGAGCAAGGUGUUUGAGCAGAACUACACAAAGCUGUUUGGCGGCGACAACCUCGACCUGGAUGCCGAAGCCGCACGCCUCACUGCUGCAACGUACACACCACCGGCACCUGCACCCGCCCCUGCGCCCGCCGCUGCAUCUACGGCUGGAACGGAAGCUACGGCUACGCCGAAGACUAAGCAGCCGACACCUGGCACGCCGGUUCCUGCCACGCCGACUCCCACCGCACCGAGUCCGGCCACACCGCCGGAGCCGGCAGAAGAUCCGGUGGUGCGGGCCAUCCGCAUCCUGCGCGACUCGCUCAUCGCAGCCAUUCUCAACGAUGACCCGACUGGCGUCAAGCAGGUGCUUGAGCAAGGCGUACAGGUGAACGGGCGGUCGCCCAAGCACGAAGACGAGACGCCGCUGAUGAUUGCGACCGAGGGCGGCAACGUGGACAUUGUACGACUGCUGCUGCAGUACGGCGCGUCGCCAGAGACCAAGUCACCCAAGGCGACGGCGCACACGCCGCUGCUGUUGGCAGUACUCAAAGGCAACGAAGCCGUCGUCGCGCUGCUGCUCAAGACAUAUCCGGCGCUGGCGAGUGGACGGCUCGAAGACAAGGCGCAGCGGAGUGCGCUGCACAUUGCAGCGCAGCGUGGGAGUAUGGCGCAUCUGAGGAUUGCCGAGCUGCUACUUGCCGCCGGUGCUGAGGUGGAGGCGACAACGAUCGGUGGCCUCACGCCGCUGCACUACGCCAUGGCUUCGGGCUCACACGCCAUGGUCCACCGGCUGCUGCGAGCAGGCGCCUCGAUCGCGGCGCGCGGUAAGCGAUACGGCGCGACGCCGCUCCAUGCCGCAGCCGCCAACGGAGCUCUGGCGGCUCUGCAGUCGGUCCUUGUCCACACCAACGAGCGGCUGCAGCUGGAAUCAUUUCUGGACCUACAGGGGCGGACGCCGCUGGCAUCGGCGGCGCUGUGCGAAUCGGCCGAUGCGCUCGCCUGCGCCCGCCUCUUGCUCAGCGAGACCGACGUCGACGUCAACCGACAGGACGCCAAGGGCAGGUCGCCGCUCGCGUACUUUAUGCGGCGGCUUGUUGACCACGCUGGCGCAGUUGCUGACGGCAGCGUGACUCACGAGGCGCUGCUGGCCAACGCAGGCCUCGAGUCGCUCUGCGCACUCCUCCUCUCAGCGGCCUCGGGCACGGCUGGCGGCCUGUGCGAGGCUGACCGCGGUGCCGUGCUCGGCUGGGCAGUCCGCGCCCAGUCGACGACGCUUGCCAUCGCUGCCCUCGACAUGGGCUGUGUCGUCGAGGCAAAGCACCUGCGUGCCGCUGCUGCCCGGAACGACGGCGAGAUGACCGCGCUACUGCUUGAGUACUUUGAGGGCGAGUACCCAUUAGCCGCACGGAGCCCUGUCCACGCCGCUUGCGCCGCCGGCUUUGACUACGUCCUGCACCUGUACAUCAAGGACGGAUGGCAGCUCGAGAUCGAAGACUCGUCGCAGAUGCUCCCGAUCCACGCCGCUGUCGAGGCCGACCAGCCGCUGGCGCUCGAGUUGCUGCUGACUGCCGGCGUCGACGCUACCAUCGCCCGUGGCGGUGGCUCGGGCCCAACGCCGCUGCAUCUGGCAGCACGGGUCGGCUCAGCCGACAUGGUCAGGAUGCUGCUUGCGUCGGGCGCCUCGCCGUUUGCGCUCAUGGAGUCGGAUACCGGCAUGCGAACGCCGCUGCACGAGGCCAAACUGGCAGGUGCAGAUUCGCACGUGCUGGAGAUGCUGGAGGAGGCCCAGCUCGCUCACAACCAGAAGCAGCAGCAGCAGGCCAGGAAGCCGACCGACGACACCGAUGGUAAGGCUAAGAUGCCCAAGUCAGAGCCGCAGGCCGCGCCUCUCGCCGAAGCAGCCUCUGCUGUGGCUGUGGCAAGCGAGGCCGAUGCAGCACCGGUUGCCGGGCUCGCGACAUUGGCAAGCGACGGACUCGCCGGAGACGACGGCUCGUGUUCGGGCGGCUCGUCUGUCUCGCGCUUCCGGCUCGAUUCGGGCGGCUCGUAUGACGGCGGCCGUGGCCGAUGGGCCGGCGGCCGGAGCCUCUCGGAGACCGGCUCCAGCAGCGCAAGCGUGUCGUCGGUGUCGACGCCGUCGACGCCGUCGUCGCUUUCGUACUCGUCGGGCUCUGGCUCGGACUCGACCGCAGUGCGGCGGUCGAGGCGUCGCAAGCGGCGCAAGGCCAAGGAGCUCACAAAGGCCGCGCUGAAGAAGGCGCUGUACGCAGCCAAGAAGCGCGACGCGAGGAAGCGCAAGCGCAAGGCCGCGCGACGCAAGAAGGCCAAGGCCAAGGAGCGCGAGCGUCGAGAGCGCGAGCGAGCGCGGCGUGCCGAGGCCAAGGCCGCAAAGAUGCUCAAGUCGAAGAACAAAGGCAAGGACAAGGGCAAGGACAAGCACAAGAGCAAGAGCAAGGCCAAGGCCAAGGUUAGGGUUAAGGGUAAGGGCAAGGGCAAGGCCAAGACCAAGGGCAAGGGCAAUGGCAAGGCCAAGACGACCACGAGCUCGUGCUCCAGCUCGUACUCGCUGGCAUCUCCAGAGUCACCGCUUUCUGCAUCAGCGUCAGCGUCAGCGGCAGCAUCUGCAUCGGUGUUAUCUGAAGUGGCAGCGCGGGCAUCGCGUUCCGACUCGGGCUCGACGUGGCGGGAAGGGCCGGACGGAUCUGACUCGGGAUAUUCUUCAUUCCGCGAGCAGGCGGUCACAAGACGUGGACCUGAGCUAGGGUCGCAGACUGCGUCGGCGUCACGAUCAACAUCACCGCAGCGGGCACGGUCGUGGUCGUCACAGAGCGUUGAGGAGCUGCGGUCGGCACGAGCCGAAGCCCCCGAAGAGGAGGCAGUUGUGGCAGAGCCAAUGGCGACAGAACUGGCGGCACCAGAGCCGGCGGCUCCGGAGGCCGAGGCACCAGCUGCGGCUCAGAGCCCACACAGAGCCCGCAGCCCGAGCCCCGCGGCGCAUUCUCCAGCGUCACCGCCGCGACGGGGCCCAAGUCCGGGUCGGUCACUCAGCCGCAGCCUUAGCCGGAGCGUUAGCCGGAGCCGGAGCCCGCACAGGGGGCGCAGCCGGAGCCGCAGCUGGAGCCGCGGGCGCGACCGGUAUUCGUACGGCUACUCUUACGACGAUCACGAGGAGAUGUACUCGGACGAGGUUGCGCCACCGCCGCCCGUGCCCGUGUCUGACAACACUCCCGAUGCCGUGUCGAGCCCUGAGGCGCGUAGGCCAGAGGCUGAAGCUGUCGAUGGCAGCGUCAGCGACGAUGUCGCUGUCGGCGGCACGGCCGCCUGCAUCCACAUCGACACCCGCGCCAGCAGUGGGAGCUGUCGACGCUGCGCCCGUGGCUGA
Messenger RNA from Thecamonas trahens ATCC 50062, 4683 nucleotides. Its product is annotated as ankyrin. NCBI's taxonomy places the organism in Eukaryota, Apusomonadida, Apusomonadidae. The coding region runs from base 1 to 4683 and encodes 1560 amino acids. The record is from RefSeq and is a predicted model, not a curated record. The transcript is spliced from 2 exons. Gene Ontology annotation, molecular function: protein binding.